AUUCCUUGUAGUUUUUUUAAAUAUUAGAAGGAUGCUGCUAAGGCUCAGAAACAAACCUCAUACUUCUUGAGGAAGGAAGGAAGGAAGGAAGAGGUGGUUGCUAGCAGAGCCUCAUAUACUGUUUCUUGCCCAGACUGCUGAAGUUGGCAGGUUCUCCACAGCCCUUGAAAUAUCAAGGAGCUCUGAAGUAAUCAGGAGGAGGAGCCGGUUGUUCAACAUCUGAAGGAGGAGAAAGGAGGUGGCUGAAGCACCGUCACUCUAGUUCUUACUACUUGCUUUUCUCUAAUCUCAGACGCACAAGAUCUAUGUGGGGAAAAAGUUAUCAGCUGGCACCUGAGGUUGAGAGCAAAGGAGAAACGAUUGCCUGCUACUGGCAGCUCUAGAUGUAAAGGCACCAGAGGACAGUCAAGAAAAAGAAACAGCUGCUAAGAAAAGUAGAGUUGGAGAAUUAAAUGCCCACUGGGGAUUCCAGGGCAGAAUGAGACUGAGACCAUGAACAGAAUGGCAGGGACAGCAGAGACUAUGUGAUUUAUAUACUUCUUCUAGGACUCAUGUCUGAACAGGUAGCUGCUGUAGUAGGUGGUGUGAUGGGAGGAAUUCUUCUGCUGGUCCUUAUUGGAAUAGCUGUGUACCUCUUUUGGAAGAAAGUCUACCUCAAAGCUUCUUAUGAAGAACUUAUUGAAUCUGCUUCCCCUGUCCGGCAAGACACAGUUGUCACCCAACUAUCUUCUUCACCUCAUCCUCCAAAGGCAAGAACAAGAAGUGUCCCUUUUAUCGUUCCACCAAAAUUUAAUAGACAAGCUUGGACUGAAAUGAUAAAUGGAGAACAUGUUCAGGAAGACAGUGAUCUCUAUAUUACCCCGGAUUCUGGGCCUCGAUCCUCUUUCCAUUCUUUAGCUGGAGCAUACCUUGUAGGAGCCAUUAACCCAGAACUCUACAAGUUUCCUGAAGACAAGAGUGAGACAGACUUCCCUGAGGGAAACAUUGGUCGCCUUUGGUUCUCUGUGGAAUAUGAGCCAGAAUCAGAAAGGCUUCUUGUCUCCUUGAUCAAAGCCCGAAAGUUGCAGUCUCCUGCCAGUUCUUGCAACCCCUUCGUGAAAAUCUACCUGCUGCCUGAUGAGAGGCGUUACCUGCAGUCCAAGACCAAGCGGAAAAAUCUCAACCCUCAGUUUGAGGAGAACUUUGUUUUCCAGGUUUCCAGUAAUACACUCCACCAAAGGACACUGAAGUUCUGUGUCUACCAUGUUGACAAACAGAAGAAGUAUAUUCUCCUAGGACAAGUAACUUUCCCUCUGAAAAAUGAAAGCUUAUCUGGUGAUGGGAAAGUCAUUGUUUGGAGAGAUUUGGAAGCAGAUAACCUCGAGGUGCCUUCUGAACACGGUGACCUCCAGUUUUCUCUCAGCUACAAUGGCUAUUUGGGCCGUCUCACAGUGGUGGUGCUGAGAGCAAAGGGCUUGAAGUUCCAGAAGGAAAAACAAGCUCUUGAUAAGUGUGGUGUUUUUGUCAAAGUGUCUCUAAUGAAGCAGAAUCAGUUCAUCAAAGCCAAAAGGACUACAGCUGUUGUGGGUUUAUCUGAUCUAUUGUUCAAUGAGACACUGAGCUUCAAGGUUGACCAACUAGAACUGGAUACAACAAGCCUGAGCCUAUCUGUGCUCCAAGAUGCCGAGGAAGGUGAAACCUACUCGCUGGGUCGUGUAGUUAUUGGGCCCUUCAUGUACACCAGGGGCAAAGAGCUGGAACACUGGAAUGAAAUGAUCAGCAAACCCAAGGAACUGGUGAAGAGGUGGCAUGCGCUGUCUCUUAGUAGCUGAAGGGUAAAGAGCUUUCUUGCAAGUGAGACUUUUUGCCUUUACAUGGUGGAAGCAAAUAACUUCCUACAGUGUUAUCUACAGAUUACCAGAUGUAUCUCCCAUUAGGUAUUUUUCACAGAAAUUCUGUGGCUUGGUAAUUAAUGAUGGUUGGCAACUUCCUUAGAAAAAAUGGAUCUGAACAGGGUCUCCUACAUGGUCCACUCAAAUGCAGAAAAGAAUAGGACCCCUAAAAUUAGGAGAGCUCCUAAACUAGCAAGAGAAGGAUCUGAUAGCCUCCAUAUAGCUGCCAAUGAAGUUGGAUAUGCUUUUGCCUAAGGCUCUCAUCACAAAUGCCAAGCAAAGUGUCCUGCUUUUCCUGGCAUCGCAGCAAAAGAAGAGGGGCAGUGGUGUGAAUCUGUCACCCCAUGUGCAGCUCCCUAUCAUAUCACUUUCCCUAUCAAAUGGGGGAAGCGUCGCCCUUCCAGAGAGGACCUCCUGUGUUGUGGGUGAAGCCUCCGGCAAUGCUUUCACCUCAGUUGGGUGGGGUGAAACAUUGUGAGAUGGCUGGCAUGAGGCUCUUUCCAGAAGCAAGGGUGACAGUGUCCUAGGAUGUUAAAUCCUGCCCCCCCCCCCCCCCGUCUGAUGAGGUCCUUACUCAAGUUGACAAAAGAAUUGGCAGACAUUGCAUCUUUUGAAAUAAUUUCAUACUGAAAUGAGUUAUUUUAGAUGUAUUGUGUUGGCCUUCAACUCGUUAUGGUGCUUUUUUGUUUUUUAAAAAACAAAUUCAAUCUUCAGGAAAGGACAACUUAUGGACUUCCAGAUAUUGCUGCCUACAGCUCCACUCACCCCUCACCAGUAGCUACAUGGAGCCUCUGGUGGCCUAGGGGAUAAAAGCCUCGUGUCUUGAAGGUUGGGUUGCUGACCUGAAGGCUGCCAGGUUCGAAUCCCACCCGGGGAGAGCGUGGAUGAGCUCCCUCUAUCAGCUCCAGCUCCAUGCGGGGAUACGAGAGAAGCCUCCCACAAGGAUGGUAAAACAUCAAAACAUCCGGGCGUCCCCUGGGCAACGUCCUUGCAGACGGCCAAUUCUCUCACUCCAGAAGCAACUCCGGUUGCUCCUGACAUGAAAAAAAAGUAGCUACAUGAAUGAGGUCAGAUGGGCAAUGCAGUAUAGCAACAUCUGGAGGACUUCAAGUUGCCCACCCUGACGAUAAACCUUUCUCACAUUUGAACUAACUUGACAACUUUUCUUCUCAAAGUCGAGUGAGUGAACAAAACAAGAUGAAUCACAUUGGCUAAAUCUAGCUAUGUAUUUAGCAAAAAAGAUUGGUUCUGGUAUUUUAGUAGCACCCAGUCUUCAAAAGGCUUGUUUAUGGGAGUUCAAGCUUCUUAAGAUAGGACUUACCACCUCAUCAGAUGGGCUAAUUUGCCUGUCAUAUGCCACUUGCUCUCCACUUUCGAUUUGGAGCCUAUUACAUGAUGUAAGUGUUGGGUUAUCUAAGCAAUCAUGCAUGCAUUUUCAAUGUGGGAUGGUUUAUGUAGUUAGUUAUGUCUGUUGCUUAGUAACCUGAGCCAAGCUGCAUUCCAGAGUUGAUGACACCAUUUAAGGGUUUUGCAUAUGAAAUGGGAAAUGGGUGUAUCCUUUCUGGGGACACACAGGAAGUGAUGUACAGAUGCCUCUUCCUGUCUCUUCCUCUUCGCUCCUGACCAUGCCAUGCUGAUGUUCCUGUAUGUUAAGAGAUAUGUAGUUUCCUGAACUGUUUUUCUUUGGAACUAAGAUGUUUUUUGCCUGUAUGACCAUCAUCAUACAAGAUUGUGAGUAAACAUAUUUUUGCUAUUUUA
This is a messenger RNA of Anolis carolinensis (green anole), 3629 nucleotides long. RefSeq names its product synaptotagmin-15. Gene Ontology annotation, biological process: regulation of dopamine secretion; regulation of calcium ion-dependent exocytosis; synaptic vesicle endocytosis. NCBI's taxonomy places the organism in Eukaryota, Metazoa, Chordata, Lepidosauria, Squamata, Anolidae. Bases 552 to 1811 code for a protein of 419 amino acids. The record is from RefSeq and is a predicted model, not a curated record. The transcript has 8 exons. Gene Ontology annotation, cellular component: plasma membrane; exocytic vesicle. Gene Ontology annotation, molecular function: calcium-dependent phospholipid binding; calcium ion binding; phosphatidylserine binding.